ACCUCAUUUUCAGAACAGUGUAUGUGUGGCAUAAACCCUAGCCGUUUCCUCUCUUCCUUUCAUUAAACCCUUACUUUAUUUUUCUUUCUUUUCUCUCAAUAUUCAGGUCUUAAUCUUGAACUAUUAAGAUGGCUUUCUACAACAGAAUCGGAAACCUUAUGAAGCAAUCCAUUUCCCAGACCGCUGUAUCCAAUGGGAACAUUACUGGACCAUCUAUGUACAAUGCUAUUCGCUGCAUGUCUUCAAAACUAUUUGUUGGUGGUCUUUCUUAUCAGACUGAUGAUCACUCUCUAAAGGAAGCAUUUUCUGGCUUCGGAGAUGUUGUUGAAGCAAGAGUAAUCACCGACAGAGAGUCUGGAAGGUCAAGGGGGUUUGGGUUUGUGAGCUAUUCUAGCGAGGACUGUGCAAAUGAGGCUAUGAAAGCUAUGGAUGGCCAGGAUCUGAAUGGGAGGUCUGUUCGUGUUAGUUUAGCCACAGAGCGUGCACCACGUACUGGUGGGUUUGGUGGGGGUGGUGGCGGUGGUUUCAAUCGUAGUUUUGGUGAUAAUGAUCGUGGAAACGACCGAUACUAAGCUAUGCUGCUGGUUAUAAGAUAAUCUUAUUGUUCAUAUGCCCAGGCUUAUGACAUUUUACUAGGAUUUAUGGAUUACUGUUCUAAAUCUUUUUCAUGUUUAUGGUACCUAUGAACUUGCUUUUACAUAAUGCAUUUCUUCUAUUGAUUGUC
Erigeron canadensis is the source of this 724-nucleotide messenger RNA. RefSeq names its product glycine-rich RNA-binding protein 4, mitochondrial. NCBI's taxonomy places the organism in Eukaryota, Viridiplantae, Streptophyta, Magnoliopsida, Asterales, Asteraceae. The record is from RefSeq and is a predicted model, not a curated record. Gene Ontology annotation, molecular function: RNA binding. The coding region runs from base 129 to 572 and encodes 147 amino acids. The transcript has 5 exons.